GGACUUUUUCAAUGGAAGGAAGCGUUAUUAUGGAAUAUGGACUGGUAAUUUGGCCAGAAGCAAAGUAAAAGUUAAACCACUUUAACGAUGGAUUUUUAUUUUUUUUUUAAACAAAGACAGCUUUUUGCUUCACAAGACGUUAACUGGUGGGCUGGAGUCGUGUCCAUUACUUGUGAUUCUUUAACUCUCCUUAUUGUGUAUAUAAUCAAGCUUCUGGGUAAUUAUUUUUUUUUAAAGAUGUCACAGAGCACAACUGUAUAACAUGAAUUCGUUUACUUUGGAAAAGAGCGUUGCAACUUCCUUGGGCUUAAAAAUAACUCAUAUCUUCCAUCGACAAUCUCUUCCACUGGCCAAACUGCAAUUUGUCAAGCAAACGUCACAUGUAAUAAACUGGCUGCACGUGAGCCGGGAGCGCUCAGAGAAUUUUAAUACGCAUGAGCACGCGCACCGACUGCGCGCUCUCACUUCACCUUCUACUGUCGACCGUGCUGUACCUAAUUUAAAGUCAUAAAAAGAUUACAGUUUUAACUCCGUAGAUGCGGACGACGGGAUUCAGUUCAGUUAAAGGUGAUGAUGUGAUAAUAAUCAAGUAAGUUAAAGGUGUUUUCAGCACACUGGACAGCACCUUGACAAUGACCGACACUUAACGGCGUUCAUUUUUACCAAAGCAGAAUGGAACGCAGCAAAGAUGAGCCACCGAGGAUCCGAGGGGAGAUCAGCGACAAACAAUUACAACAAAUCAGCUGCUAUUGAAAUUGGACAGGAACAUGAACUUGUUGGAUAUAUUUCUAGAGUCGCUCAUCGUUGUAAUUGCAGUUGUGUCACUCGUGGCGAACUUGCUGGUGUUAGUAUGUUUCACCUGCAGCACACAAGUACGUUCACAGGUGCCAGGGAUCUUCAUCAUGAACCUCUCAUUCUGCAACAUCCUCAUCGCUGUUCUCAGCAUGCCUUCUACCCUACUUGGGGUCGUAAAACACCAAAAGCCUUUUGGCGACCACUUUUGUUAUACAGUGAGUUUUAUGGAUACUUUCCUGACUACCAACACAAUGUUGAGCAUGGCAGCUCUCAGCAUAGACCGCUGGAUAGCCGUGGUUUUUCCUUUGACUUAUUCCAGCAAAAUGAGACUUAAGAAUGCCGCACUAAUGGUCAGCUAUGCUUGGCUUCACUCGCUCGCAUUCUCGCUCACUAGUCUCCUGCUGUCCUGGGUCAAUUACAAUCCCGCGUACGCGUCAUGCACCUUGCACCUGGGAGAAGAUGCUGAGAGCCGUGUUCAUUUCAUGGUGUUCACCGCAGUGUUCCACGCAUGUACUUUCGUCCUCUCGCUUUUCAUCCUAUGCUUUACCUACCUGAAAGUGCUACAAGUGGCGCGCUUCCAUUGUAAAAGGAUAGAUGUUAUAACAGUGCAAACGCUUUUACUACUUGUCGACAUUCACCCAAGUGUGAAACAACGGUGCUUACUGGAGCAGAAGAAAAGGAGACAGAGGGCCACCAAGAAAAUCGGCAUUUUCAUCGGGUCGUUCGUCCUGUGCUUUGCCCCCUAUGUCAUAACACGACUGACUGAACUGUCUCCUUCAGUAAAAAUCGAUCAUUAUUGGGGGAUCAUGAGCAAGUGCUUAGUGUACAGCAAAGCUGCUUCUGACCCUUUCAUCUACUCCCUCUUACGGCAACAAUAUAAGAAGGCCCUUUUUGGAGUUUGCAACAGGAUUUUGGGACGGAACUUAUACAGACUUUCUGGUCACAACAGUCCCUCAGGCAUGGAAAAUGAAUGCUACUCACAAAGGGUUAACAAGCUGAAGGAGGAUAACUGUCACCAGAGCAGGUGAAAAAGGCUGACAACUGACACCUUCAGAAAUAUGUGCUCAGCAGUGGUUUGGUUAGUCAGUGGCUAAAUGGCACACCAAACUGCCUAUAAUUUCUGAAAUAAUGCGUACAGUGUGUCAUUUCUGUCUUUUAAAACCGUGGUAUAAAUGUAAGACUCUUUAUUCACAACAUAGUAUUGUAAUGUGUAUUAUAAUGUACAUUCUGAAAUAAAAUUAUAGUAGAAGAGAUUGUAUAGGUAUUUAUCAUUAUAAAAAGUGAUGACCUGCACAAAGAGCUAUUUCUACCUGAUUUAACCCAUAACAUUUAGUUUUGUUGUAAGUUAAUGGAUUUAGGUUGAUUCAGUGCUAAAGUGUCCUUUUGGUCCUAUCUACUGUAAGUGCCGCCAGAAUGCGAUUUUUAUUGAGGGGACACUUCCACUAACCCUACUCCUGAACCUACCCCUCACAGAACACUUUCUGCAUUUUUAGAUUUUCUUAAAACUUAAUUCUGUAUGAUAUCUAAGCUGUCAAAAAUGACUGAUAUUACUAUCCUUGUGGGGACACUUGGUCCCCAUAAUGUAAGGAAUACCAGGACCACACACACAAACCAUAAUAGUACAUUAAAUAGCAUGAAGACAAAUCUACAUCUCUCAUGUAAUUAAACAAUUAAAUAUUCAGAACUUUAUUCUGCCGAGUACAGCCUUUGGCUGGGCCGUAAGGUCAUUAAAACUUAAAGCCACUCCAGUGUUGUCUUGGUUAGGUGUUGUAAUGCUAAAAGGUGAAAUUUAACCCUAGUUUAAAAAUUCUGUUUCUCUUUGAUUCAGUAUUGUCUUCAUCUGUUGACCUCAUCAAACUGCAGUCAAAUACAGUCAGCUUGAGUCAGCCAUUCUUACAAUUUUAUUCAACACAUUAAGUUAAUAGAUUUUACAGUCUAUGUUUGGAAUUCCAUAAAGAUAAAGCCAUAAAAAAUGUGCAGGUGUAUAAAUAGUACAUAGUACAUUCUCAGACAUACUACAUCCACAAUGUAGCAAUUGUCCUUUGACCCCUGUGUUCUUUGACUUAUAACAUAUGUACUAACAACAAACAAGAAAAUAUAUUCAAAUAAAAACAAAAGUAGCAACUUUUGUUCUCCAAUUACUUUUUUUUUUUUUUUUUUUGGUUUUUAACAG
Cyprinus carpio (common carp) is the source of this 2968-nucleotide messenger RNA. Its product is annotated as G protein-coupled receptor 26-like. The record is from RefSeq and is a predicted model, not a curated record. Gene Ontology annotation, biological process: adenylate cyclase-activating G protein-coupled receptor signaling pathway. Gene Ontology annotation, molecular function: G protein-coupled receptor activity. Gene Ontology annotation, cellular component: membrane. Lineage: Eukaryota; Metazoa; Chordata; Actinopteri; Cypriniformes; Cyprinidae.